CUCAUGCUGUAUUUGAGUCGCCUUUGUCUCACUGUUCGUUGCAUCAUCAUCUGCUCGCCCCAUUUCCUGAGAUGGUGUCAUGGUGGCUUGGCAUGUCCGUGCUGGUCCCGCGCAGAUUCCCAAUCGUUCCAUCUCGUGGCACCACAUCAGCACACCAUCCCGCACAAGCAUCGCUUUUCAUCAAACCAACGUGAAGAAACAAUGGCCGAGCACCCUUCUUUCACAUUGGCAGGCUUGUUGGCUGUCGGAGGAACUGCGGGCUAUCUCCGAACAAGAUCAACACCAAGCCUUGUCGCUGGACUUGGAUUGGGUGCUUCGUAUGCUCUUGCUGGCUACCGUAUCAAGCAGAACCAGGACUACGGCACUGAGCUUGCGCUUGGCAACAGCAUCAUGUUAAUGGGCUCUGCGAUACCGCGCAUCAUGAAGACCGGUGGACGCGCGCCUGUGCCGAUUGCGCUGGGUGUGACUGGUGCGCUCGCGACUUACUACUACCAGAAGAAGGUGCGCGAGUUCAGGUAUGGUGUUUAAGAAGCGUUCAGGCUCUUUGAAAAGAGCAAUGUCAUAAACGGCCAUGAUGCCCUGUACAACUACUAAGGGUGGGUUAUUCCCUACCCUGCUCUACUCUUGAGUACCAAAUCCCCACUCCCUUCAUCUUCUACCGAGUAUACCCUUUUCCGCGCCGUUUCUUCGUCUCCGAUGCCUUCAAGCUUCGGGCUUCGCUGUGCAAUCAUCAUCAUACCAUCAAGCUGUACCCACGGACCCGGGGCCAUCCAGUACCGUAGGUUUUGAUAAAUGCCAAAGCAAGACGAUAACAGCACAGUUGCGAGGACAGCAAUGGCUAUCCACUCCCAGCCCAGACGCGGACUGGAUCCGUACAGUUGCCACUGAAUGGGAUAGGAUACAAUCCUGUCUUCUGAUCGAGAAGGCAGAGACGACGGAAGAGAAGACCAGUACUUGUUGCUCGUGC
Molecule: messenger RNA, 967 nt
Organism: Alternaria rosae
Lineage: Eukaryota; Fungi; Ascomycota; Dothideomycetes; Pleosporales; Pleosporaceae
Product: transmembrane proteins 14C-domain-containing protein
Exons: 4
Coding region: 4-528 (174 amino acids)
Cellular component (GO): membrane
Source: RefSeq, a predicted model, not a curated record